CUUAAGAUAAUCAAAAGAAAAAGAUAAGCUCUCUCUCAUCAAUUAAUCCCACCACCCACUCGCCCUGCAUUGUGUAAUUUGUGUUUUGCUAUCUCUUCUUCUCCCUUUUAUCUUCUUCUUCCAUUCCCCGUAACGAAGGAUCUUAAAUCUUAUUAGUCACCGUGCUAGUUUGUUAACAAAAGCAACAGACUCUAGUACGAUUCUCCAUUCCAUUUCACUGCACUCUCUGUCUGCUGAGAAGAAAAGAAGCCAAAUACAAAAAAGGGAAGAAUGAAGGUGAAGGAAAUCAUGAGCAGGCAUGGCCUUCCUUCAGAUUCAAACCCGUUUCCCUUUUACAAAAACAGUCAUUUCCUCGUCAAGUUCGCCGCCUCUUUCCUCUUAUUUGGCAUUGCUUGCCGCCUCUUGUUCUCUGAUUCUGUCAUGUUCUCCUCCUCCCCUGUUCUCACACAGCCCCUGCCAUCUUCGCAACCCUCCUCCAUCGCGCUCAUUCCCACUGAAGAAGAACCAGAACCAGAGCAACAACAAGACUCUGCCGAUCCCAUGGAUUUGUCCGUAACUCAAAUGUCCCACUCUUCCCCCGAAGAAAAAUGCGAUCUCUUCGCCGGAGAAUGGGUUCCUGACCCUUCUGGUCCGAAUUACACCAACCGGAGUUGCCUCCACAUCCAAGAUCAUCAGAACUGCAUGAGAAAUGGACGGCCAGAUUCAGGGUAUCUGUACUGGAGAUGGAAACCAAGUGGGUGUGAUUUGCCUAAGUUCGAUCCUCGCAAAUUUCUCAAACUGAUGAGGAACAAAUCUUUGGCCUUCAUUGGAGACUCGAUUUCGAGGAACCAUGUCCAGUCGUUGCUUUGCAUUCUCUCUCAGGUUGAACGAGCUGUGGAAGUGUACAGUGACAAAGAGGACAAGUCCAAAAGAUGGCUGUUCCAAUCACACAACUUCACCCUCUCAGUCGUUUGGGCUCCAUUCCUGAUCAAGGCCGACAUCUUCGAAGACAACAAUGGAGUCUCCUCCAAGGAAACCCACCUCCACCUCGACAAGCUUGACCCGAAAUGGGCCGACCAGUACGACAGCUUCGACUACGCGGUGAUCGCCGGCGGGAAGUGGUUCCUCAAAACCGCAGUCUACUUCGAGAACGACGAGGUCGCAGGCUGCCACUACUGUCCCGGGCUGAACUUGACCGAGCUGGGAAUGGACUUCGCGUACAGGAAAGCUCUGUCUCUUGCUCUUGACUUUGCCUCCAAGCACAGGGCCGUCAUGUUCCUCCGAACCACCACCCCGGAUCACUUCGAGAACGGAGAGUGGUUCAGCGGAGGGACCUGCAAUCGGACAGUGCCAUUCAGAGAAGGCGAGGUUGAUGUUGGGGAAUUGGACAGAGCAAUGAGAGGGAUUGAACUGGAGGAAUUUGACAAGGCUGCGGCGGCGGCGGCUGUUGGGUCCGGUGAAAAUGUGGGGUUGAAGCUGCUUGACACGACAAGGCUGUCGUUGUUGAGGCCGGAUGGGCAUCCUGGGGCGUACAUGCAGUUUCAGCCGUUUGCAAAGGAUAAGGAAGCGAAAGUGCAGAAUGAUUGCUUGCAUUGGUGCUUGCCAGGGCCGAUAGAUUCGUGGAAUGAUUUGGUUAUGGAGAUGAUUUCGAAUGGUGGGCUCUAUAGGUGACAUUUGAGGUUAAAGAAAACCGUGAUUCUGCAGAACCCGUUAGCAGAAUAUGCAGAGUCAGAACCAGCUGAUUGUGUAAUUUUUUUGACAAAAAAUACCAUUUCAUGAAUCCAACUUGUAUCAAUAUCUACGUUACGUUGUCGAUAUUCAAAAACUACAUAAUUCAUCAUUUAUAACAAAUUUGAGGUCCUUCU
This is a messenger RNA of Linum trigynum, 1844 nucleotides long. Lineage: Eukaryota; Viridiplantae; Streptophyta; Magnoliopsida; Malpighiales; Linaceae. The record is from the annotation of a GenBank genome assembly.